AUGACCUCCAGCUACGGGCACGUUCUGGAGCGGCAACCGGCGCUGGGCGGCCGCUUGGACAGCCCGGGCAACCUCGACACCCUGCAGGCGAAAAAGAACUUCUCCGUCAGUCACCUGCUAGACCUGGAGGAAGCGGGGGACAUGGUGGCGGCGCAGGCGGACGAGAGCGUGGGUGAGGCGGGCCGGAGCCUACUGGAGUCGCCGGGACUCACCAGCGGCAGCGACACCCCGCAGCAGGACAAUGAUCAGCUGAACUCAGAGGAAAAGAAGAAGAGAAAGCAGCGGAGGAACAGGACAACUUUCAACAGCAGCCAGCUGCAGGCUUUGGAGCGUGUCUUUGAGCGUACACACUACCCAGAUGCUUUUGUGCGAGAAGACCUGGCGCGCCGAGUGAACCUCACCGAGGCCAGAGUGCAGGUGUGGUUUCAGAACCGAAGAGCCAAAUUCCGCAGGAAUGAGAGAGCCAUGCUGGCCAAUAAAAACGCUUCCCUCCUCAAAUCCUACUCAGGAGACGUGACUGCUGUGGAGCAGCCCAUUGUACCUCGUCCUGCUCCAAGACCCACCGAUUAUCUCUCCUGGGGCACAGCCUCUCCAUACAGCGCCAUGGCUACUUACUCUGCCACAUGUGCCAACAAUAGCCCUGCACAGGGCAUCAACAUGGCCAACAGCAUUGCCAACCUGAGACUGAAGGCCAAGGAAUAUAGUUUACAGAGGAACCAGGUGCCAACAGUCAACUGAGGAAAAAAAAUAAAUAAACAGGCCUAAGAAGAAAUCAAAAACCAUAAGACACCUAUCCUGCUUGUCAUUUCUUCAUCUGCUGGAAAAAAAAAUAAAAACAAACAAACAAACAAAAAACAGAACUAACAUAUUGGGACCAUGGCAGAGAAAAGCAGGAGAGGAGCAAAAUGAAAAUGAGUUAAAUGUUCCUCCUCCCUCUGGGAUACCACCACCACUUGUUUCUGUGUGUGUUAAUUUUGUUUUUCCUUCUAUUCAUGCGCUUUGCUUUAUAUACUCCGAGCUUCUUCUGCUAGGUUCAGGCUACCCAACCCCAUGUUGUAUGGGUUUUAAAAAAAUCCACAGCGGCCAAAGAAACCAUAUAUAUAUUCAGAACAAUGUCUAUAGUCUCCUCAAUGACCUGUUUGAACCUCAGUGCCUUACCCUAUCCUUCUUCCCAAUUCUCUGUAUAGAAGCUUUAGGAACUUCUGAAAAGCCAAAAUCUUUCUGAAGAAUCUGUGCCAGACGUGAUUCCCUUUCUCAUUAUCUCCAUCUCUGUUGGUCAUGGUAAGGUUUUUCCAUCAGCUACUAGGAAAAAAGCAGUUGUGUACACCAUCUUGUCACUGGCCUCUCUGAUCCAAUGUGAUUGGCUGU
This is a messenger RNA of Diceros bicornis minor, 1368 nucleotides long. It is a transcript of the gene PRRX1, whose product is annotated as paired related homeobox 1. The record is from RefSeq and is a predicted model, not a curated record. Gene Ontology annotation, molecular function: DNA-binding transcription factor activity, RNA polymerase II-specific; DNA binding. Bases 1 to 738 code for a protein of 245 amino acids. The transcript has 4 exons. NCBI's taxonomy places the organism in Eukaryota, Metazoa, Chordata, Mammalia, Perissodactyla, Rhinocerotidae. Gene Ontology annotation, biological process: regulation of DNA-templated transcription.